UUUGUUUAUUUAUUUAUUUCUCCGGAAUUCGUGCAAUCCGCUCUGCAGUGGUACAGUUUAUGUUUUUUUAUUUUGUAUAAUUAUGACAAACUUUGGCGAAAAAUUCACUGAACAAUGGCCCAGUGAAAACUCAACAAAUAUGUUGACAGAUUUUGGCAAGAAGUUACUUGCUGAUUGUUCUAAAAUUGGAAUAAAAAGUUUUGGAAAUACAACACUUGCCGACAUUGUAAAUAAAUCAUCUAGAUUCCCAAUCGAGUUUGGCACACAUAAUUGCAGAAUUCAAAAUCAACCAGAAGACCGAAGUUCCUUUAUUUUAAACCAAUUGGCGUCUGCUUAUCCUGUGGUGCACGAAAGAGUUUUGUGUCUCUAUAUAAAUUUCUUGGAACACAAGUCUCACUAUGCCAACAAAUGUGAAAAGGAAAUAUUCUCAAAUAUUUCCCUCACCGACUUUGUACAAAGGUUGCUUACAAAAAGAUGCGUAACAUUUUAUGGAAAAAACGAUAAGUACCAACUUUUAACAGGAGAAAAAGGUUGUAGUGGUUUUAUGACUGUUGGAACUGAAGCAGAGACACCGCCAUUACUCUUAAAAAAUGUUUUGAGUUAUGAUGAAGUGAAGCUCUCCGCAUUGCUUUCUGUUUCUUCACAUUCAGAGUUUCUUAAUGAUGGAAAUCGCAAUAAUAUUGGUGUUAUAGAAACAGAUAAGACUAAAAUUGAACGGGAAGGUGUCGUGAUAGGUAUUAUUGGAGCUCGACUUUCCCGUCGUGAUGUUAUGGAAUUCCAAGACAUAGUAAUUUCUAAAACUCAAAACACAUUUGAAAACGGUUAUGGACAAAUUUCUACGAGCAACGAGACACGACAAAGUAGUUACCGUCAGGUUUGGAGAAAUUUUUACGAAGAGCCAGAUUUUGUAUUUAACAAAGUAGUCAAAGACGGUAAACGUUUUGGCAAUUCAAAAAAUAUGAACGAUAUUUUUGAUAAUCUAAUUAUGAAAAAACGUUAUGCCAUUUCGUUUGAUACACUUCUAUUGGACAGUAAUGCGAGAGCUGAAGCAGCUGGAAAGCGUGCAUUUAUACAUGUUGUUGGCAUCGGCUUGGGUGUUUGGAAAACGGCACCACAACAAGAAGAAAUAUUUCUGCUAACUUUUACAGAGAGACUUAAGGUCCUUGCGUCUAAGUUAAAGCACGUUGCGUUUGUACAUUUCUCAUGGUUCAGCGUGACUGAGUGUGGAGAGUUAAAACAUGGUGGAAUAAUUCAAUGUGAUACACAUCCUGAUGGAGGCAUAAGAACGUUUUUGUCAAAACGAAAUCCUGCAGACAAAUUGCCUCAACCUGAAUUUGAAAAUGUACUACUGAUAGUAUCUUAUGCUUGGGAUGGAAACGCCUUACCUGGGAACGAAUUUUGGAUGAAAAUGCUUAAAUCGAGUGGAGAUUCUUCAACAGCUUGCAGCACUCUUAUCACUGAAAUUCACAAUCCACACAUUAACUCUCAAAUGGUUUGCGGGGAGAAUUUGCAUAUAGCUUCACCCGAACACGGAGUUAUCCAUAUAUCAGAGUACAGCAAGAAAGUUUUGAAUAUGUAAUUUUGCGUUUAAGAAUAAACUAUAUUCUAUCUUUUUUUCGUUUCAAAUAUAAAUCUGGUUUUGGA
Messenger RNA from Eupeodes corollae, 1644 nucleotides. RefSeq lists its product as uncharacterized. Bases 83 to 1579 code for a protein of 498 amino acids. The transcript is spliced from 6 exons. NCBI's taxonomy places the organism in Eukaryota, Metazoa, Arthropoda, Insecta, Diptera, Syrphidae. The record is from RefSeq and is a predicted model, not a curated record.